AUCAGUGUUUCUACACUUUCCCAAAGAAAGAAAGGGGGACGCUAUAGCACAACUGCCCCGUGCCCAUGGGGACCCGGGUUGGAGUCCGGACAAUUUCCCCAUCCCACCCCACCCCACCUCUCUCCCACUGACUUCACUCUCUUCACUAUCGGAUUAAAGGAAGCUAGUUGGCUCAACCUUCUCCUAAGUCUUACUGGUCCAAGGGUCUGCGCCCAAGAUGGAGAACUCUACAAAAGGAGAAAACUCAAACGAAGUCACGCUCAUCUGCAACAUGACAGGCACUCACGACUUCAUUUCCACGUUCAUCCCCGUCGUGUACAGCUGUAACUUUGUCAUCGGCAUAGUGGGCAACAGCAUGGUGGUGGCGGUCAUCCACUACUACAUGAAGAUGAAGACGGUGGCGAACAUCUUUGUGCUGAACCUGGCCGUGUCCGACCUCACCUUCCUCAUCACUCUGCCCAUGUGGGCCACGGUCACGGCCAUGGGCUACCACUGGCCCUUCGGCAGCUUCCUGUGCAAGGCCACGGCCGCGCUGGUGCUCUUCAACCUCUACACCAGCGUCUUCUUCCUCACGGCGCUCAGCGUCGACCGCUACCUGGCCAUCGUGCGGCCGGUGGAGUCGCGCCGCUACCGCACCUCGCGCUACGCCCGGCUCACCUGCAUCCUGGUGUGGACGGUGUCGCUGGUGCUCAGCCUGCCCACCGCCCUCACGCGCAGCACCGUGCCCAUCCGGGGCACCAACAUCACCGUCUGCGGCAUCCGCGGCGACGACUCCAGCCGCUGGCUGGUGCCCCUCAGCCUGAUGAAGGGCGUCCUGGGCUUCCUCGUGCCGCUCGGCGUCAUCCUCACCUUCUACUGCCUGAUUGGACGAGCGCUGCAGGGGCCGAAGGUCAGCCUCCAGGGGAGCAACCGUUGCCAGAGCGACGAGGUGCUGCACAUGCUGGCGGCGGCCGUGAUGGCCUUCUUCCUGUGCUGGGCGCCGCACCAGGCCUUCAACCUGCUGUACAUGCUGGUGCAGGUGGAGGUGAUCACCGACUGCCACGCGCUGGACCUCAUCGACACGGCCAUGCCGUUCACCGUCUGCAUGGCCUACUUCAACACCUGCGUCAACCCCAUCCUGUACGGCUUCGUGGGCAAGAACUUCCGGCGGAGCCUGCUGCGGCUGCUGAGGUGCGCCCGGGCCGUGCCGGCGUCCGCCCAGUCCCACCCCAGCCUGUCCACCAAGAUGAGCACCCUGUCCUACCGCGCCUCCGACAGCCUGCUCCUCACAGCUGCCAAAACAUCCUCCCUGUCUCGAAAUGAGCACUGCGCGGAGAAGAAAUAACAGGCUGAAGGAAAAACAAGCGCCAUACUGCGCUAAGGCAGAGCCCUCCACUUGAAAAACAAUGUUGUUGCUUCACAUCUCUCACACUGUUGUUCUGGUGCACUAAAAGACAUUUAAGGACUGCAGAAAGAGACAGAUAUGCAUAUUAUGUAUGUAAGAUAUGUUUUACUAGUAAAAAAGGCACUGAAAAUAUUUUACAACUGAAAAAAAUAACAAUGUAAAAGUGUGAUGAGUCUUAUGUCCAGAUGUUUAAAAGUAACUGCUGUAGUAUCUUCAAGUUCCUUCUGUGAUUGUGAACAAUUUACAUGAUCUUUUCUUUUGAUUUGAUUUUGAAGAGAAAAAGUUAACUGUCAGAAAUGACCAAUUAAGAUGAAGAUAGGGAAUUAAAUUACUCCAGCUUGCUCAGGGCUGGAAUUUUCACUGCGUCCACGACAAUGAAAAUCGGAGGUUCACAGGCUACUGUGGCCUUGGUGCCCCCUUCUUUCAAUAUUCUGCUUUGCGUCCGAAUAGCGAUUAUAAUUUGUAGCCUAUGGCCCGUCAAAAAUAAUCUCAGCAUUCACAUUGUGAAUUAAUGUAGUCUUUGAUGCAGUGAGAAAGUGACAGCACACAGCAAGAAAAGUCCAACAUUCAGCAGCCAGAAGAUAAGGCAAGAAAUAGAUAUUAGGUACUGUACAGAAGCUUUAGGAAGCAGUAGUCUAAUGCCAGCUGGCAUGAAUCCAUUCCUCUAUGUUGCUGUAGUGAAGCAAUGUUUUCUGUGACUGAAUGUGUUGUUGAUACGUUAGCAUUCACUUUUCUGAUUCUCUCACAUUAAUCUGUGUGUGUCCAAAUUCCCAUUCUUCUCUGUUGAACUACAAGUAGCCUCGCCUACUCAUCACAUGGGCAUCACAUGUAGGCCUAUCACAUGUAUCACAUCACACGUAAGAGCUUUUUCUAAGUUUUUAAACGAUGUUACCCGCUAGUUGCUGUACGAGAAAAGUAGGCCUAACUUUAAUUUAAUCAUAUUAUUCUGCACACAGUUCUGCGCCUACCUCCCCAAUUCAUCUCGGUGGAAUAUUGCACAAACUUUUCACUCAACACAUGUCAAACUAUAUAUCAAUCUUAUGUAGCCUGCAAUAAUUAACUUUGGCCUUGGUGCCAUGACGUGCGGCCUUUGCACCUGAGCAGGCCUUGCCCGUAAAAUUAUGAAAUUCCAGGCCUGAUCAUGUGACAACUUACUGCUGCAAAGUAUUCAUGACAUUGAGUAUUAAUUAAUGAUAUUGCUGGCAGUCUGCUUUGCAAUUCAACGUAAUUCAACAAUGUCCAAACAAAAUUAAGCAUUCAUUGUCAGGGUUGUUUCAUAUAAGUUUUUUUAAAAUGCAACAUCAUUGGGUGCAGCUCUGUCAGAUGAUUUAACUCUGUAUGUUGACAACUCAGACAACUUCUGCUAAACAGUCAGGAAGUGAUGAUAUUUGGGGCUGAUCAACCACAAUGCUCAAUAUUACUCCACAAUGAGUUCAUAUUGUUUUUGGUGUUUUCAAACAACAAGCAUUGAUGUUCAGCCAUGCAACUAUCUUAAAACAUAAAGCCUCCAUGACUAUGUGUGUAUAUGCAUUCUGUAGUAUUCUCUUCUCUGCAUCUGGGGGAAACCUGCACUAUAGACCGAUUCAGUCUUUGCAUAAGUUGAGAGUAGUUGUCACAGCCCCCACUUUACUGCUUUUGUAGUACAUGCAAGUGACAAAUAUGUUUCUUGAGUCUGAAUUUAUAGCAAUCCAUCCAAUCUCUUCAUGUUCUAGACACACCAUUACAGACGUUUCCUUUCUAAAACAUCCAUAACAAAACAAACAUUCAAACCAGUCAGCCUCCACCCCCAACUCCGUUUGGCCAAUGAUGAGAAGUGUGUGUUUAAGUAAAGGCACAGAUUGGACUGUUUUCAGAUUUUACUGAUUAAGUCAAUUUGAUGUGUUGAUGUGUGACAAAAUGAUUGCUGUGUGCUUUAAUCAAUCUUUGAUUGAUUGUUUAUCAGGUACAAAUGUUAAAGCUGACAGUCCAAUUAGUAACUCAUAUUUAAAUUAAUCAAAGCUGAUUGUGCUAAAAUAACA
Sardina pilchardus (European sardine) is the source of this 3402-nucleotide messenger RNA. RefSeq names its product angiotensin II receptor, type 1a (gene agtr1a). Gene Ontology annotation, cellular component: membrane; external side of plasma membrane. Gene Ontology annotation, biological process: calcium-mediated signaling; cell chemotaxis; regulation of vasoconstriction. Gene Ontology annotation, molecular function: angiotensin type II receptor activity; C-C chemokine receptor activity; C-C chemokine binding. The coding region runs from base 218 to 1324 and encodes 368 amino acids. The record is from RefSeq and is a predicted model, not a curated record. Lineage: Eukaryota; Metazoa; Chordata; Actinopteri; Clupeiformes; Clupeidae. The transcript has 2 exons.